AUGUUAAAGUUAUAUACCAUUUUUUAAUUUAUCGAAUUCAUCGAAUUUCGACUCGAUUAUACGCUCGACUCUCGCUUACGAUAUAAACAGGCUGUAGCAACACUACACUGUCAAACGGGCGACUGUCAAGUAAAUGUCAUUACAAGUUUUUAAACACCACCGGUCGCCGCUAUCGUUUAUUGUUUCUAGUCAUUGUUAUUGUGGAAAAUAAUUUAGAUCAGUGAAUGUUAGUUUAAACUACUAUUUAAAAGUUACUUCAAAUAAUAAUUAUGUCUAAUAAUCGUAAUAAAGAGACCCAAGAAGACCUUAAGCGGAAAAUAAAAGCAUUACAGUCUAAAUGUGUCGACACCUGCAAUGUGAUUGAGAAUUCACCUUUAAAUACGCAUUUAAUUACGCCAGACAAUGUAAGUGAAAAGUCUCUAUGUUACGUAGAAGGGCUUCGAUCGGAUAUUGAAAAUUCAAGCACAGCAAUAAUAACCGAUGAAAAUUUACUUACCGCCCAAUUUUUAAGUGAAAUGACAGAAAAAACCACGCAAAUUGAAGACUUAACUGCAUACACAAAAGGUUUAGUACAUGAUGUGGAUGCAGAAAUCAACAGAUUAAAUGAAUUGAUAAAAAUGUCACAGGCAGCAAGGUCUCAGCCGUUGGUACAAAAAAGACAAGAGCUGCGACCGGAACACUUGCAAAAAGCUAAAGAGAGGUUUCUUCUAAUGAAGACUGAAAUUCAUGGCCUCGUUAGGUCAUUGUUCCCCAAGCAUGCGGACUUGAUGCUUGAAGUUAUGGCCGAAUUAAUGGCUGAAAAACUAAAUGAAAAUUCCAACAGUUAUAUACCAAUAACAGCAGAGAACUACCAAAUAAUUGAGUUACUAAAGGACAUUAACUUAGUCACAACUAACCCUUACAACAAUAUUGAAGUGAAGAUUGCAUAUUGAGCUUCAAGCUUUAUGAGAGUUAUGCCACUGUAUAGAAUAGAAAAAUUGUAGAGACAUCAACUAAUCAGAUUAUAGAACUAUGAGAAAAACCAUGACUAUGUAAAUUUUUACAUUAUGGACAUAACUCAGAAGCAUUACAAAAACAACUUUUAGUACUCUCAACUCUUUGAAGUAUCUUAUAUCAUUUGUUUUCCCAACUUAAAAAUACACAGCCAUAAAAAAUGUGAUGUAUUUCCAGGAUCGUAAAAAAAAUUUAAUGUGUAGUUUAUUUUAUCUAAUGAAAUACGAGGGACCAUUGUGAAUUUAACAAAUAAAUGUUAUGGACUUUCA
Achroia grisella is the source of this 1262-nucleotide messenger RNA. RefSeq lists its product as uncharacterized. The record is from RefSeq and is a predicted model, not a curated record. NCBI's taxonomy places the organism in Eukaryota, Metazoa, Arthropoda, Insecta, Lepidoptera, Pyralidae. Bases 270 to 932 code for a protein of 220 amino acids. The transcript has 4 exons.